ACCAGUUUCUCAGCUUCCUGGCCCAGCUGUGGAGGGACGCCCCUGGAAGGAGCGGCUGGGCCAGGACCCCCCUGGGCCCCAAAUGGCCUCUGCCCUGGGCCCACCCCGGGUCCCCAAGCCCAAAGGAGUCCUGCCUUCACACUACUAUGAGAGCUUUCUAGAGAAAAAGGGGCCCCGAGAUCAGGGUUACAAGAAGUUCUGGGCGGGCCUCCAGGGUCUCACCAUCUGCUUCUACAACAGCAAUCGAGACUUCCAGCCACUGGAGAAGCUGGACCUGAGAACAUUUGUGAAGCUCACAGACAGCAUUCCCCAAGUAAGCUCCCGUGAUUCUGGUCUCCACCUCACUCUGGUCCUCAGGACCCAAGAGGUCAAGUUCAAGGUAGAGAGCCUAGAGUCCCGGGAGAUGUGGAAAGGCUUUAUUUUGACCGUAGUGGAGCUCCGUGUCCCCUUCAACCUGACCCUGCUGCCUGGACAUCUGUACAUGAUGGCUGAAGUCCUGGCCAAGGAGGAGGCUCGCCGUGCAAGCGAGGUGCCCUCGUGCUUUAUGAAGGUCAGCCGGCUGGAGGCACAGCUGCUCCUGGAGCGCUACCCUGAGUGCGGGAACCUGCUGUUGCGGCCCAGCGGGGAUGGCACAGAAGGUGGCGUGUCUGUCACUACCAGACAGAUGCUCAACGGGGCGCCCGUGGUGCGGCACUACAAGGUGAAGCCCGAGGGCGCCAAGUACGUGAUCGACGUGGAGGACCCGUUCCCCUGCGCCUCGCUGGAUGCGGUGGUCAACUAUUUCGUGUUGCACACCAAGAGGGCGCUGGUGCCCUUCCUGCUGGAGGAGGACUACGAGAAGGUGCUAGGCUACGUGGAAGCGGAUAAAGAGAACGGCGAGAGUUUGUGGGUGGCGCCCUCCGCCCCGGGCCCAGAUUCUGUAACCCCUGCAAGUGUCCCGAAGCUGCCACCUCCUGUGCCAGUGUCUGCGUCCAGCCAGGACAAACUGCCCCCCCUCCCUCCCCUGCCCCCACUCCCAAUCGAGGAUGAGAACUACGUCACCCCCAUUGAAGACACCCCAUCUGUGGAUUACGUCAAUCAGGAUGUGAUUUCCGGUAGCCAGCCAGCCGUCCUGAAGCCCAAGAAACUGGCAAAGCUUCCAGUAAAGCCUCCAAAGCCACCCAUCAGCCCCAAGCCAGAACCCAAGGCUAUCAACAGCGUCCCUGCCAGGAAGCUGAUAGGCAGCUCGGCCCAGGCUCUCUUCCUCGCCACAAGGCUAGGGGAUGUGACGGCAGAGUUGGAGGAGAAGCUGCAGAAGAGACGAGCACUGGAGCACUGAGUCACGGAGAUGCCGGGGACCAGCGGCGGACAUUCAAUUGCCCAGAAUUAAAACUCAACAGACUCCCCCCCCACACACACACACACACACAAAGCAGGCUUGCUGGGCACUGGUGGCUCACGCCUGUCAUCCUAGCUACU
Dipodomys ordii (Ord's kangaroo rat) is the source of this 1458-nucleotide messenger RNA. RefSeq names its product signal transducing adaptor family member 2 (gene Stap2). Bases 83 to 1318 code for a protein of 411 amino acids. The record is from RefSeq and is a predicted model, not a curated record. The transcript is spliced from 13 exons. NCBI's taxonomy places the organism in Eukaryota, Metazoa, Chordata, Mammalia, Rodentia, Heteromyidae. Gene Ontology annotation, molecular function: signaling adaptor activity.